CCUGUGUCAUGGAUUAAAAUUACUCUUUAUAUUAGAUGUCUUCGAAGGACAAAUGAGCUAUCAUGGAUUCAUUGCAACUACAACAUAGUUCUCAAACAUGGAGUGAUCAGUCUGAAGAACAUGAAUUAAAGCAAGAGCCUAUUCAGACAAGACGUAAACGAUAUUGGAAAACACGUCAUAAAGGAAAAAAGAUUUUACCAUUUGAUGCCUGGGUAUUUACUAAAUGUUGUGGAACAGGUCGGGACAUAGUGAGUCCCAGCUACGGUGAUAUUCCACCCUGGCCCAAUACGACUGGUUUUCAAAUUGGACAAGAUUUUAACAGAGUAACGACUGGGUACGAUACCUCAAGUUGUAGCUCAUUGGAAAGCCUUGAAAGCCCAAAUAAAAAAACAUUUGAGAGACGUCAGAAAAGUAUCACUGAGGAAAUGCAUCAGUCCAGCUCUGAGGAGUCUCUAAGUGAUAUCAUAUCUGAUAUAAAAAACCAAGAUGAACCACUCCAAACUGUUGACCGUGAGAUCUCAUAUACUAAAACACAAGAAGAAAUUCUUGUAAAUGCUGUCAACAUGUUUAAAAAGUGCAAAAAACGAACUACUGAUGAAGUGGUACAAUCUGCAGCUACUAUGUUUAAAACAUACAGUGUGAAACGCAAAUUAAUGCGGAGGCAAGCAAACUUGGAUAGAUCAUCACACAAACUGGAAGUUAUUGGAAGAACAAAAACUUGUAGUGAUAUUUUAGCUGAAAGCCUCAAUAAACAAAGAAAACUUCCAUCUACUGAUAUAAUUGCUAAGGAUUCUCCCAAAAAGAAAGGUAAGAUUAAACAAACCCCUCCAAAAAUUCAAAUCAAACUUGAAGAUGGGGAAUCUUCUCCAAAAACUAAACCAACAAUUCCAAAAUGUAAUGGACACUUGAAAAGUAUGUUAAAGUCUGUGAAUACCUCAAAGGAACAAAUUGUUGCUGAAGUUGUAGAGAAGUCAGUAUCAAAAAGAGAUGUAAUGAAAUGGAAAUCAAAUUCUGAUGCAGGAAGGCAGAUGGGUAUGCAAAAAGUGUUGAGACUUUCGGAUGGUGAGAUGAAUAACAAUCAGGACAGUGAUUUAUGUCUUGGUGACAGCAACGCAAGGAAAUUAGGGGACUGUUGCCAUAGUAACAGCUGCCUAGACAGCUUCGACAGAAAGGCUUAUCGUAUGGUCAGUAAUACUAUGUCUUCCAUAAAUAGCAGUAUAGAGCCAAAUACCACUGGGACCAAUAAAAAUGAACAAUCAGCUUUGAUCAAUGAAAUCGAAAAUCAUAGUAGAAGAACAAACACUGUAGGUCCAAAUAAUGGUGAAACUCAAAACAUUGAAAGCAUCAAUAAAAAUGAACAACCAACAUUUGUUAAUGACAAUGAAAAAAUAAAAAAUGAUAAUGAAAGUAGUAGAUU
Molecule: messenger RNA, 1417 nt
Organism: Owenia fusiformis
Lineage: Eukaryota; Metazoa; Annelida; Polychaeta; Sabellida; Oweniidae
Source: the annotation of a GenBank genome assembly